AUUUGCAUGUUGAUUUCCGUGGUACAUAUAAAUGUUAUGACAACACCAUCUUGUUUGCCUUAAAACAGUCGACAUUGCGAAACCUUUCGAUUUGGCGCCAAAGAUCACGACGGCAUUAUCAGUUCGGUUGUUUCAGCGUUGGAUUACAUUGAGGAAGGGUACCACGAUUGGUGAAAAUGGAGGGAGAUGUUGGAAGGCUUCAUUACGGCUUGGGACGCCGAAUCCCAAUUGUCAGACGUCAUGGCAGCAUGGGAAUAGGUUCGGCAACGUUGGGCUCUCGAAUCCCCACGCCCGUUCUUGUUGCCCGUGCUGUUGUUUCUUCCUCGGACGGCAAGGACUGCGUCGCCAAUCCGAAUCUUUGCGAAAAGCCCGUGGGCGGUUCGCAGUUGACUGUGCCCAUCGUGCUAGGUCUCUGUAUCCCACUUGUAGCCGCUUUCAGUGUCUUCUUCUACCUCCAUAGGAGAAACAUGAAGAAGCUGGCGGCCGAGGAGGCCCAUGACCCCCAUAAAUCCCUAGAUUUCGGCUUGGAUGAAAACAUGGGCAAAGCCAAAGGGAGAAACAUGGCGGGCGAAAAGGACGGCAACGGAUCGCGAUUCCACGCCCACCAAAUGUCGAUGGACAUGAAUCUUUCCAGCCCUUACCUUUUGCCGCCCGAUGCUCAUGGUUCUCAGUCAUCACUCAACUCCUUGGCCCGCACGCUCAACCCGCAAGAUGAUCCUUUCCGCCCGGUAACUCAGUACACUGCCAGUGAUGCCGCCUCGGUUAAGUCCAUGCCCAGGGGAACCGACAGGGGCCCUACAGGUCCAUUCCGCGGACCUCCUCCUCGUCAAGGUUCUAUGCCCAGGUCUCCCGAGCCCACUCACGCCAGGCCUGGUAAUGGACCCAGACCACCUAGAAUCUCUGUUCAAGAUCCCUCUUCAAAUGCGACAUCAGACAACGAAACAAGCGACUCGGAGAGGACUCUGACUGGCUCGCCAAGGGAGCUUCAUGCUGCCACCCACAAGGACGGUGUCAAGCCUCUCGCUUCUCCUAGCCAGCCGAUUAGCCCCGCGAAUCCUGCUGUGGACGUCGGAUCAAAGAAGGCUUCCACGGGCCUUGGUCUCUCUAAUAUUCCCGAGCCUAUGCAGGCUUCAAUCCACGAUGCUUCUUCGCCCUCUUCCACCCCUGCCAGCACUCCCCGCGAGCCUACUCACCCUUCAUCGGCUGCUCCGACUAUCCAACAGCCUCAAGAGUACUUUGAUCUCCCCAAGAUGCCCGAAGAGCCUGAGGAUGAUGACCGGAGAGGACGUAACAUGCAGAGAAAGUCUCAGCUCUACGAACAGCAAGAUGCUGCUAAGGAUGGUCCCGGCCUAGGUGUACCUCAAAACGGUGUGAACCGCCGCUUGUCUGUUGGUUUCCGUCCUCUACCGCCUGAUGAUAUCAUGGAGUCCGAGGAUCCCGAGUACCGCGCCAACCGUAUCAGGUCUUUCUACAAGGAGUACUUCGAGGACAAGCCUGGUGACGCGCCUCCUGUACCGGCACUGCCCAAGAACAUCGGUCAGAUGCAAGGAAAGGGUCCUCAGCAACCACCGCAGAACCAGGACUACGACGAUCUUGCCGCGCCCUACUUCGACCCCAAGGCGAAUGCCUUCGUCAUGCCUUACGCUCAACCCGUGGCUCGCCGUGCCAUGACUCCUCCCCCAUCAGGCCAAAGAUUCCCCGGCCCUCGCGGACCUGGUGGUCCCCGCGGACCUGGCCAUGCUCAAACAGGCAGCAUGAGGGGUAUGCCCCCCGGCAUCGGUGGUCCUCCCCGCCCUGGCUCUUCUGUCUCCAACCAGAUGGGCCCUCCCAGGAGGCCCGGAUCUGCCGCUUCAGGCUAUGGACGUCCUCGCGCCGGUUCAGCGUUCGCUGGUAGCAAUGCCGGUAGCCGUGCGGGUAGCAGAGCUGGCGGACCCCGCAAGCCCAUGCCUCCUCCUCCGGCAGACCUGCCUACCGUUCCCGCCCCAUCCAUGUUGAAGGAUGAGUUCUCAAUCUUCAACGCGGCGGACUUUGCUCCACCAGAGACUUUCAAGGAUCGUGUUCGUGGCCGGUCUCAGAGUCCGGCUGGUGAGCGCCGUCCGUUCCAGACGAAGGUCCCGGUGCACUCGCCAUUGGCCAAUGCCUUUGAAGAGCUUCCUGCUCUCCCCAGCCCUCACACUCUCCACAAGUCAAGCACAUUCACCGGUCUUGACUUCGCUCCUCCACCCAAGAUUGGCCACGCCCACAGCAACAGCGACGCCGGCUCGGUCCACAGCAAUCGCAGUGGUCCCCUUUCGCCUGCAGCGCUCAAUGCUAUUCGCACCGGCGCUGGACGAGUAGACCAUUUACCUGAGGACGCGCAGGUCUUCACGGCAAAUGCUGUGGUCGACAAGCUAAAGCCGUCGUGGAAUUUGCGUGAUUAAGCAGCGGAUGGGAUGCAAAUUUUUAAUUGAUAAUGACGAAAGCCUUUCUUCUUUAUAUAUCCAUAUUGUUGGUUUCAUCAUCCCCAGUUUUUCUAUCUUAGACACGUCACGCUCUCGCGAACCAUGCGUCAACGUUUUGGUUAAGUGGUAUUUAGUUGGGUACGAGGACAAUACGACCAAGCGAAAGCAUUUCAGCGUUUUAUUUUUGUUUUGCUGUCUG
Molecule: messenger RNA, 2640 nt
Organism: Neurospora hispaniola
Lineage: Eukaryota; Fungi; Ascomycota; Sordariomycetes; Sordariales; Sordariaceae
Exons: 3
Coding region: 177-2420 (747 amino acids)
Source: RefSeq, a predicted model, not a curated record